UGAAACUAUCAUUGCGCCUCUCUUACUCUCACUCUCAUUCUCUAUCCAGUGUACCUCGGACAGCGAUGGAGGGAGGAACGCCAACCGACUGGACGAUCUAAGCAAUAAUAUUGUGACCUACUGUGGAACGCAAUCGGUUCUCAAGUAUUCCACUCUUAUGCGGGGUGAACGUAUAAAAUAUUUUUAUUUACACACACGUGAGUGAGCUGUCAUCGUCGUCGUCCGCUCCGAUUUUUCACGAAAACUGUGACUGAGGUCAUCAGUCAUUUAACACCAAUCUGAAUACGACCUAUUAUACCAUGUUGGAACCCAACGUGUACAACAUUGUGUUGAUCCCGUUGGCGAUUUUGAUAUCGUACGCGAUAUGGUUGCGACUCCGGAAGCCACUGGAAUACCGGCGGAUCUCGUCGCACGUGCCGUCCGCCACGAAAAGUCUUUGGAGCGAAAUUAUGUUUUCGUGCACCAUAGCGAUGAAGCACCCUAGAGAUUUAUUGCCAUUCUUCAUGGAAAUAUUUCGAAACAACGGUCCAAUCGUUCAUGUAAAUAUUACUGGACGGUCAUAUGUAUUGUUAAAUGAUCCAGAUGACAUAAAAAUUCUGUUAUCCAGUACACAGUACAUAAACAAAGGUCCCGAGUAUGAGAUGUUAAAACCGUGGCUGAACGAUGGCCUUUUAUUAAGCUCGGGUCUGAAAUGGCAAAACCGUCGGAAGUUACUGACCAACACCUUUCAUUUUAAGACAUUAGACAUGUACAAUCCUGCCAUCAAUAAGCAUGCAAAGGUAUUUACGAAAAAUCUUUUGGAAGCAUGUGCGGACGAUAAAGAAAUCUCCAUCAUAGAAUACGUGACAUUAUGUUCUCUAGACAUCAUCUGUGAAACAAUUAUGGGCACUGAAAUGAAUGCUCAAAAAGGGAAAUCAAUUGAAUACGCCCAUUCCAUUAAAAGUGCUUGCAGGUCAGUGAUUGAUCGAGUUUUUAAAUUUUGGCUUUGGAAUGAUCUGAUCUAUAGAAUAAGCGAAAGUGGUCGGUCGUUUUUUAAAUCAAUUGGAGUGUUACACGAUUUUACUGAUAAUGUUAUCAAACGUAAACAAUCAUUGUUAAAAAAUUCUGAAAAUCAAAUUGUUCAGCCCGAAAGCAAACCAGCUGAAAAAAGGAAAACGAAAUCGUUCUUGGAUUUACUUCUGGACGUUUUCAAUGACAACCCGGAUCAGAUGACUAUUAAAGACAUUCGAGAAGAAGUAGACACAUUUCUCUUCGAAGGCCACGACACGUCGGCAAUAUCGAUGACUAUGACUCUUUUAUUGCUGGGGAUGCACCAAGAUAUUCAAGAUCGCGCUAGAGAAGAGCUAUAUGGUAUAUUUGGUGACUCCGAUCGAGAUGCAACUAUGGAAGACUUAAAUGCCAUGCGAUAUUUAGAUGCAAUCAUUAAAGAAUCACUUCGACUUUAUCCUAGUGUUCCUAGUUUUACGAGAGAAUUAGAAACAACGUUAAAGCUCAAUAACUACAGAAUUCCUCCAAUGACAACAAUGGUGAUAUUUCCCUACAUUUUACACAGGAAUGAGAACAUUUUUACACAGCCUGAAGACUUUAUUCCUGAAAGAUUUUUAGACGAAGACAAUAAAUCAAAAUUUUUAUUUAGUUACAUUCCAUUCAGCGCAGGCGCAAGAAAUUGCAUUGGACAAAAAUAUGCAAUGAAUCAAAUGAAAACCGUCAUAUCGACCGUCUUACGAAAUGCAAAGAUUUUAUCAUCGGGACGCAAAGAAGACAUUAAAAUUAGUAUGCAAUUACUUAUCAGAAUAGAGUCACUUCCAAAAGUGAAAUUUUGUAAGCUUUAGUAAUUUAUAAUUUAUAAAAAUAUUAUACAUAACUACCUAGGUUGUUAUUAAUCAUAUAAAAACAAUUUUUAUGUGAAAAUAACAGUCACAGAGUUAAUAUGUAUACUUAUGUAUAUCUUAUAUCUAUGUAUUAUCGCCCAA
Messenger RNA from Diuraphis noxia (Russian wheat aphid), 1973 nucleotides. RefSeq names its product cytochrome P450 4V2-like. Gene Ontology annotation, molecular function: iron ion binding; oxidoreductase activity, acting on paired donors, with incorporation or reduction of molecular oxygen; heme binding. Lineage: Eukaryota; Metazoa; Arthropoda; Insecta; Hemiptera; Aphididae. The record is from RefSeq and is a predicted model, not a curated record.